AUGAACUUUCAUAGUCCUUUCCUUUCCUUAGAUACUCGGUACAAACUGGAGGGCCACACUGUUCUCUAUAUCCCCGCGGAGGCCAUGAACAUGAAGCCCGAGGCGGUGUUUAAGGACAAAGAGCUGGUGCAGCGGCUAGAGACCUCCAUGAUCCAUUGGACCCGGCAGAUAAAGGAGGUGCUCAGUGCCCAGGAGUCUGUGGAUACAGGAGAAAAUUUAGGUCCUUUGGAGGAGAUUGAGUUCUGGCGCAACCGAUGCAUGGACCUAUCGGGCAUCAGUACACAGCUGGUGAAGGAAGGAGUGAAACACAUUGAGUCCAUCCUGCGCCUUGCCAAGUCGUCCUACUUGGCACCCUUUAUGAAACUGGCUCAGCAGAUCCAGGAUGGUUCUUGUCAAGCGCAGUCGAACCUGACUUUUCUGUCAAUCCUGAAGGAACCUUAUCAGGAAUUGGCCUUCAUGAGGCCUAAGGACAUCCCUAAUAAGCUUCCUAAGUUGAUCAGUCUCAUCCGCAUCAUCUGGGUCAACUCUCCCCACUACAACACUCGGGAGAGACUGACCUCCCUCUUCCGAAAGAUGAGCAAUGAGAUCAUCCGCUUAUGCUGUCAUGCCAUCUCCCUGGACCGAAUCUUUGAGGGACAUGUUUCUUCUAGCAAGGAGGACCUACAAGGCUGCAUUUCCUGUUGUCAUGCCUGGAAAGAUCACUACCUGCAGGCUGUGCAGAUGCAUACCCAGUUCUCCAGUCGGGGCUGGGUCCUAGACCAGACCAGCAUAUUUGCUCAGGUUGAUGCUUUUGUGCAGCGCUGCAAGGACCUGAUUGAGGUAUGUGACUGUCAGUACCAUUUUGCCCGCUGGGAAUAUGGCAAGCAAGGCCCCCUUCCUUGCUUCUUUGGUGCCCAGGGGCCCCAGGUAACACGGAACUUGCUGGAGAUUGAAGACAUCUUUCAUAAAAAUCUGCACAUGCUGCGAGCUGUUCACGGGGGCAUCCUGGAUGUCAAGAACACUUCUUGGCAUGAAGACUACAAUCGGUUUCGUGCUGGAGUCAAGGACCUGGAGGUGAUGACUCAGAACCUAAUUACCUCUGCCUUCGAGUUAGUGCGAGACGUGGAGCAUGGUGUGCUGCUGCUGGACACCUUCCACAGGCUUGCAGCCCGUGAGGCUAUCAAGCGAACAUAUGACAAGAAGGCCGUGGAUCUCUACAUGUUGUUUAAUAGUGAAUUGGCCCUCGUGAACCGUGAACUGAUCAAGAAAUGGCCAUACCUGGAACCCUACAUGGCCCAGUAUUCUGGACAGGCACACUGGGUGCGGAUCCUACGGCGUCGCAUUGACAGAGUCAUGAAUUGUCUUUCUAGUGCUCAUUUCUUGCCUCACAUUGGGACUGGAGAGGAGAGUGUGCAUACCUAUCAGCAGAUGGUUCAGGCCAUUGAUGAACUGGUUCGAAAAACCUUUCAAGACUGGACAUCAACGCUGGACAAGGACUGUAUUCGGCGGCUGGAUACACCAUUGUUACGAAUCAGCCAGGAGAAGGCGGGCAUGCUGGAUGUCAACUUUGACAAGUCCCUGCUGAUUCUUUUUGUGGAGAUUGACUACUGGGAGCGGCUGCUCUUUGAGACCCCCCAUUACGUGGUGAAUGUAGCUGAACGGGCAGAGGACCUGCGCAUUCUUCGUGAAAAUCUGCUACUUGUUGCUCGAGACUACAAUAGGCUUAUUGCCAUGCUGUCCCCAGAUGAGCAGGCCCUGUUCAAAGAGCGUAUCCGAUUCCUGGAUAAGAAGAUCCACCCUGGGCUCAAGAAACUGCACUGGGCUUUGAAGGGGGCCAGCGUUUUCUUCAUCACAGAGUGCCGCAUACAUGCCAGCAAGGUGCAGACAAUUGUGAAUGAGUUCAAGGCAUCCACUCUGACCAUUGGCUGGCGAGCCCAAGAGAUAUCAGAAACGCUGUUGGUACACAUUAGUGGCAAACGGGUGUACAGGGACCUGGAAUUUGAGGAGGACCAAAGGGAGCAUCGGGCAGCUGUGCAACAGAAAUUGGUGAAGCUGCACCAGAAUGUGGUGGCCAUCAUGACCAACUCCUAUGAAAUCUUCAAGAAUGAUGGCCCUGAGAUUCAGCAGCAGUGGAUGCUGUACACAAUUCGGUUGGACCACAUGAUGGAGGAUGCCCUGCGCCUGAACGUGAAGUGGUCACUGCUGGAACUGUCCAAAGCCAUCAAUGGGGAUGGAAAAACCACCCCAAACCCACUAUUCCAAGUUCUUGUAAUUUUGCAGCAUGACAUGCAGGGAGGUGUGGCACAGGUGGAAUUCUCACCCGCUCUGCAGACUUUAGCAAAUAUAGUCAAUGACAUUGGCAACCACCUUUUCUCCACCAUCUCUGUCUUCCGCCACCUCCCUGAAAUUCUCAUUAAGCGCAAGUUUCAGCGUGACCCCAUCUAUAUGAUCGUUGAACGAGAUGAGGACAUCAAGAAGAUCCAGGCCCAGGUCAGCAGCGGUAUGACCAACAAUGCAAGCCUACUGCAGAACUACCUCAAGACCUGGGAUAUGUAUCGGGAGAUCUGGGAGAUCAACAAGGACUCUUUUAUUCGUCGCUAUCAGCGCCUCAACCCCCCUGUCUCUUCUUUUGAUGCUGACAUUGCCCGCUACACGGAGGUUGCUAAUAAUGUGCAGAAGGAGGAGACAGUCCUCAACAUCCAGUUUGUGCUGCUGGACUGCUCGCAUCUCAAGUUCUCACUGGUGCAGCACUGCAAUGAGUGGCAGAACAAGUUUACGACUCUGCUCAAGGAGAUGGCAGCCUGGCGCCUCCUGGAGCUGCACACCUACCUGAAGGAGAAUGCGGAGAAAAUCAGCCGCCCUCCCCAGACGCUGGAGGAACUGGGGGUCAGUUUGCAACUCAUGGAUACCCUGCAGCAUGACUUACCCAACCUGGAGACCCAGAUCCCUCCCAUACAUGAGCAAUUCGCCAUUCUUGAGAAGUAUGAGGUGCCAGUUCAGGACAGUGUACUGGAGAUGCUAGACAGUCUCAAUGGGGAGUGGGUUGUCUUCCAACAAACUCUGUUGGACAGUGAACAGAUGCUGAAGAAACACAAGGAGAAAUUCAAGACAGGCCUUAUUCACUCAGCUGAUGAUUUCAAAAAGAAAGCACAUAAUCUUCUCGGAGAAUUUGAAGCCAAAGGCCCCUUCACCAGCAACGUGGGACAUCAGGCCGCUCUAGAGCAGAUAGCCCAAUUGCGGGCCAUGCUGAAUGCCAUGCGGGAAGAAGAAAACAGUCUCCGCUCCAACUUGGGCAUCUUCAAGAUCGAGCAGCCAGUCUCCAAGGACCUGCAGAACCUGGAGAAGGAACUGGACGCACUCCAGCAAGUCUGGGAGAUCACACGGGACUGGGAGGAGAACUGGAACCAAUGGAAGACUGGUCGGUUCCUGACCCUGCAGACAGAAGCCAUGGAGACCAUGGCCCAUGGGCUGUUUCGUCGCCUCACAAGACUUGCCAAAGAGUAUAAGGACCGAAACUGGGAAAUAAUUGAAACCACUCGCUCAAAAAUAGAGCAGUUCAAGAGAACCAUGCCUCUCAUCUCAGACCUGCGAAACCCCGCCCUUAGAGAGAGGCAUUGGGAUCAGGUCAGGGAUGAGAUCCAACGGGAGUUUGAUCAGGAAUCUGAAAGCUUCACCCUGGAGCAGAUUGUGGAGCUUGGAAUGGAUCAGCAUGUGGAGAAAAUUGGGGAGAUCUCUGCCUCAGCAACCAAAGAGCUGGCUAUAGAAUUGGCAUUACAAAACAUCGCCAAGACUUGGGAUGUGAUUCAGCUAGAUAUAAUACCCUACAAAGACAAGGGCUAUCACCGACUCAGAGGUACAGAGGAAGUAUUCCAGGCACUGGAAGAUAACCAAGUGGCUCUAUCUACCAUGAAGGCAUCUCGUUUUGUCAAGGCCUUCGAGAAGGAUGUGGACCACUGGGAACGCUGCCUGUCCCUCAUUUUGGAAGUUAUUGAGAUGGUGCUCACAGUGCAACGUCAGUGGAUGUACCUAGAGGUUUUUGGUCUCCUGGACACAUUGAUAGAAAUGAACACAAUCCUGGAAGACAUUCAGAAGUCUCUGGAUAUGUAUUUAGAGACCAAGCGCCAUACUUUCCCCCGCCUCUACUUCUUAUCUAAUGAUGACCUCCUGGAGAUUCUGGGCCAGUCUCGCAACCCAGAGGCUGUGCAGCCACACCUCAAAAAAUGCUUUGACAACAUCAAAUUGCUGAGAAUGCAGAAGGUUGGGGGACCCAGCAGCAAAUGGGAAGCUGUGGGAAUGUUCUCAGGUGACGGCGAGUAUAUUGAUUUCCUCCAUUCAGUACUUUUAGAAGGGCCUGUAGAGUCCUGGCUUGGCGAUGUGGAGCGGACCAUGAGAGUAACCCUGCGGGACCUUCUCCGGAACUGCCGCCUGGCCCUCAAGAAGUUUCUUAACAAGAGGGACAAAUGGAUAAAGGAGUGGGCUGGCCAGAUGGUGAUCACUGCCAGUCAGAUCCAGUGGACAGCUGAUGUUACCAAAUGCCUGCAGACUGCUAAGGAGCGGGGAGACAAGAAAAUCCUCAAGGUCAUGAAGAAGAAGCAGGUGUCAAUACUGAAUAAAUAUUCAGAAGCUAUCAGGGGGAACUUGACCAAGAUCAUGCGGCUUAAAAUUGUGGCUCUGGUGACCAUAGAAAUUCAUGCCCGAGAUGUGUUGGAGAAGCUUUAUAAAAGUGGCCUCAUGGAUGUCAAUUCUUUUGACUGGCUCAGCCAACUGCGCUUCUAUUGGGAGAAGGAUCUCGAUGAUUGUAUGAUCCGCCAGACCAACACACAAUUUCAGUAUAGUUAUGAGUACUUGGGUAACUCUGGCCGGCUUGUCAUCACCCCUUUGACAGACAGGUGUUACAUGACACUGACCACAGCAUUGCACUUGCAUCGAGGGGGCUCCCCCAAAGGUCCAGCAGGCACAGGAAAGACUGAGACUGUCAAGGACCUGGGCAAGGCCCUCGGCAUAUAUGUCAUUGUGAUCAACUGCUCCGAGGGUUUGGACUAUAAAUCCAUGGGCCGAAUGUACUCAGGCCUGGCCCAGACGGGUGCCUGGGGCUGCUUUGAUGAGUUUAACCGAAUCAACAUCGAGGUGCUAUCCGUGGUGGCCCAGCAGAUCCUGUCGAUUCUAUCCGCUCUGGCUGCCAGCCUCACCCGCUUCCAUUUUGAGGGCUUUGAGAUAAAUCUGGUGUGGUCUUGUGGGAUCUUUAUCACCAUGAACCCUGGCUACGCUGGUCGCACAGAGCUUCCUGAAAAUCUUAAAUCCAUGUUCCGUCCAAUUGCUAUGGUGGUGCCUGAUUCUACUCUUAUUGCAGAAAUUAUUCUGUUUGGGGAGGGCUUUGGCAACUGCAAGAUUCUAGCCAAGAAGGUGUACACACUUUACUCCCUGGCUGUGCAGCAGCUUUCCAGACAGGACCAUUAUGACUUUGGCCUACGUGCCCUCACCUCCCUUUUGCGCUAUGCUGGCAAGAAGCGCCGCCUGCAGCCAGAUCUGUCUGAUGAAGAGGUUUUGCUGCUCUCAAUGAGAGAUAUGAACAUUGCCAAACUAACUUCAGUUGAUGUGCCACUCUUCAAUGCCAUCGUGCAAGAUCUAUUCCCUAGCAUUGAGCUAUCCGUCAUUGAUUAUGGCAAGCUGCAGGAGACCAUUGAACAGGAGAUUCGAGAUAUGGGCCUACAGGCCACGCCAUUCACCUUUACCAAGGUCAUUCAGUUGUAUGAAACCAAGAACUCCCGCCACUCCACCAUGAUUGUGGGCUGCACAGGCAGUGGCAAGACUACCUCGUGGCGAAUUCUUCAGUCCUCCUUGUCCUCCCUGUGCCGUGCUGGAGACCCCAACUUCAACAUUGUUAGAGAGUUCCCUUUGAACCCUAAGGCACUAUCCCUAGGGGAGCUGUAUGGGGAAUAUGACCUCAACACUAAUGAAUGGACAGAUGGCAUCCUGGCCAGCGUCAUGCGGAUAGCAUGUUCAGAUGAGAAACCAGAUGAGAAGUGGAUCCUUUUUGAUGGCCCUGUUGACACACUGUGGAUUGAGAGCAUGAACUCCGUCAUGGAUGAUAACAAAGUAUUGACCCUCAUCAAUGGAGAGCGGAUUGCGAUGCCUGAGCAGGUGUCUCUCCUGUUCGAAGUGGAAAACUUGGCCAUGGCCUCUCCAGCCACCGUGUCUCGCUGUGGGAUGGUGUACACUGACUACGCUGACCUGGGCUGGAAGACCUAUGUUCAGUCAUGGCUAGAGAAGAGGCCAAAGACCGAGGUAGAACCCCUUCAACGCAUGUUCGAAAAAUUCAUCAACAAGCUGCUGACCUUCAAGAAGGAUAACUGCAACGAGCCGGUGCCCCUCCCUGAAUAUAGUGGAAUCAUCUCCCUCUGCAAGCUGUACUCGGCCCUGGCCACGCCAGAGAAUGGGGUGAACCCAGCUGAUGGUGAAAACUAUGUUUCUAUGGUAGAGUUGACAUUUGUGUUCAGCAUGAUCUGGUCUGUGUGUGCCUCUGUGGAUGAGGAGGGCCGAAAGAAGAUCGACAGUUGCCUCCGAGAGAUGGAGGGCUCUUUUCCCAAUAAGGACACAGUGUAUGAGUAUUUUGUGGACCCCAAGAUGAGAUGUUGGACAUCAUUUGAGGAUAAGCUCCCUAAGAGUUGGCGCUACCCUUCAAAUUUCCCUUUCUAUAAGAUCAUGGUGCCCACUGUUGACACUGUUCGUUACAACCACCUAGUGAGUGCCUUGGUGGUCAACCAGAAUCCUGUCCUGCUGGUGGGUCCCGUGGGGACUGGGAAGACCUCUAUUGCCCAGAGUGUCCUACAGUCCUUGCCCUCCAGCCAGUGGUCAGUGCUCACUGUCAACAUGUCUGCACAGACCACAUCCAAUAAUGUGCAGAGCAUCAUUGAGAGCAGGGUGGAAAAGCGAACCAAGGGUGUCUAUGUGCCAGCUGGGGGCAAACGCAUGAUCACCUUUAUGGAUGACCUAAAUAUGCCAGCUAAGGACACUUUUGGGUCCCAGCCACCCCUGGAGCUGAUUCGUCUCUGGAUUGACUACGGCUUCUGGUAUGAUCGUACAAAGCAGACCAUCAAGUACAUUCGAGACAUGUUCCUGAUGGCUGCAAUGGGCCCUCCCGGGGGUGGACGGACUGUCAUCUCCCCAAGGCUGCAGAGUCGCUUCAACAUCAUCAACAUGACCUUUCCCACAGAGUCCCAGGUCAUCCGAAUAUUCGGCACCAUGAUUAAUCAGAAGCUUCAGGACUUUGAGGAAGAGGUGAAGCCCAUUGGGAAUGUGGUGACUGAGGCCACCUUAGAGGUGUACAACACUGUGGUCCAGCGCUUCCUACCCACACCUGCCAAGAUCCACUACCUUUUCAACCUUCGAGACAUCUCCAAGGUGUUCCAGGGCAUGCUUAGAGCCAACAAGGACUUCCACGACACCAAGUCCAGUAUCACAAGGCUCUGGAUCCAUGAAUGUUUCAGAGUCUUCUCUGACCGACUGGUUGAUGCGGCAGACAUGGAAGCCUUUGUGGCCAUCUUAAGUGACAAACUUGGCUCCUUCUUUGACCUCACAUUUCAUAAUCUUUGUCCCAACAAACGUUCUCCUAUCUUUGGGGACUUCCUGAGGGAGCCCAAGGUGUAUGAAGACCUAACUGAUCUGACAGCACUGAAGACAGCCAUGGAAACAGCUCUAAAUGAAUACAAUCUGUCACCUGCUGUUGUGCCAAUGCAGUUGGUGCUCUUCCGAGAGGCUAUUGAACACAUCACACGGAUUGUGCGGGUUAUUGGACAACCUCGGGGCAACAUGCUCUUGGUGGGCAUUGGGGGCAGUGGGCGCCAGAGUCUUGCCCGCUUGGCUUCAUCCAUCUGCGAGUACAUCACCUUCCAGAUCGAAGUCACCAAACAUUACCGGAAACAGGAGUUCCGAGAAGAUAUCAAGCGUCUGUACCACCAGGCUGGAGUAGAACUCAAGGCCACGUCCUUCCUUUUUGUGGACACCCAGAUUGCUGAUGAAUCAUUCCUAGAGGACAUUAACAACAUCCUCAGCUCAGGCGAGGUCCCUAAUCUCUACAAGACUGAUGAAUUUGAAGAGAUUCAGACGCACAUCAUAGAGCAGGCCCGAGCAGAGCAGGUGUCGGAGUCCUCAGAUAGCCUCUUUGCCUACCUCAUUGAGCGCGUGCGCAACAACCUGCACAUCGUUCUCUGCCUCAGCCCUGUGGGCGACCCCUUCAGGAACUGGAUCCGUCAAUACCCAGCCUUGGUGAACUGCACAACCAUCAACUGGUUCUCGGAGUGGCCCAGUGAGGCCCUGCUAGAGGUGGCUGAAAAGUAUCUUAUGGGAGUGGACCUGGGAACUCAGGAGAAUAUCCACAGGAAGGUGGCCAAGAUCUUUGUCACCAUGCACUGGUCAGUGGCUCAGUAUUCUCAGAAGAUGCUGCUGGAACUGCGAAGACACAACUACGUCACACCCACCAACUACCUGGAACUUGUGUCUGGAUAUAAGAAGUUGCUGGCAGAGAAGCGGCAGGAACUGUUUGACCAGGCCAAUAAGCUGCGGACAGGAUUGUUUAAGAUUGAUGAAACAAGAGAAAAGGUGGAAGUGAUGUCACUGGAGCUGGAGGAUGCCAAGAAAAAGGUGGCUGAGUUCCAGAAACAGUGUGAGGAAUACCUGGUCAUCAUUGUGCAGCAGAAGCGGGAAGCAGAUGAGCAGCAGAAGGCCGUCACAGCCAAUAGUGAGAAGAUUGCAAUUGAGGAAGUGAAGUGCAAAGCACUGGCUGACAAUGCCCAGAAGGAUCUAGAAGAGGCAUUGCCAGCCCUGGAAGAGGCCAUGCGGGCCCUGGAGUCUCUGAACAAGAAGGAUAUAGGAGAGAUCAAGUCUUAUGGACGGCCCCCUGCCCAAGUGGAGAUAGUAAUGCAGGCAGUCAUGAUUCUUCGAGGCAAUGAGCCCACGUGGGCAGAGGCCAAGAGGCAGCUAGGGGAACAGAACUUCAUUAAAUCACUGAUCAACUUUGAUAAAGACAACAUAUCAGAUAAGGUUCUGAAGAAGAUCGGGGCCUACUGUGCCCAGCCCGACUUCCAGCCUGACAUCAUCGGCCGUGUCUCCCUUGCUGCCAAGUCCCUCUGCAUGUGGGUACGGGCCAUGGAGAUGUACGGGCGGCUGUAUCGGGUGGUGGAGCCCAAGCGGAUCCGAAUGAAUGCUGCGUUGGCCCAACUUCAGGAGAAGCAAGCAGCACUGGCUGAAGCCCAGGAGAAGCUGCGGGAGGUGGCUGAGAAACUGGAGAUGCUGAAGAAACAGUAUGAUGAGAAGCUGGCACAGAAGGAGGAGCUUCGCAAGAAGUCUGAAGAAAUGGAGCUGAAGCUGGAGCGAGCCGGGAUGUUGGUGUCUGGGUUGGCUGGCGAGAAGGCCCGAUGGGAGGAGACAGUAAAGGGCCUGGAGGAGGACCUGGGCUACCUGGUGGGCGACUGUCUCCUAGCAGCUGCCUUCCUGUCCUACUUGGGACCCUUCCUGACCAACUAUCGGGAUGAAAUUGUCAACCAGAUCUGGAUCAGGAAGAUUCGGGAGUUUCAGGUUCCUUGCUCACCUCGCUUCACCUUCGCUAACUUCCUGUCCAAUCCUACCAAAGUGCGGGACUGGAACAUCCAAGGGUUGCCCUCAGAUGCCUUCUCCACUGAGAAUGGCAUCAUUGUCACCCAUGGCAACAGGUGGGCCCUAAUGAUUGAUCCUCAGGCCCAGGCCCAGAAGUGGAUAAAGAACAUGGAAGGAAACCAGGGCCUCCAGAUUAUUGAUCUGCAGAUGAGAGAUUACCUUCGAAUCCUGGAAAAGGCCAUCCAGUUUGGAUACCCAGUGCUGCUCCAGAACGUGCAGGAAUAUCUGGACCCCACACUCAACCCUGUGCUCAACAAAUCUGUAGCUCAAAUAGGUGGUCGGUUGCUGAUGCACGUUGGAGAUAAGGAGGUGGAAUACAAUACUAAUUUCCGUUUCUACAUCACCACCAAGCUCUCCAACCCCCACUACAGCCCUGAGACCUCAGCCAAGACCACUAUUGUCAACUUUGCAGUCAAAGAACAGGGCCUGGAGGCCCAACUACUGGGCAUUGUGGUCCGGAAGGAGCGCCCUGAGCUGGAGGAGCAGAAGGAUUCACUAGUCAUCAAUAUUGCUGCUGGCAAGAGGAAGCUCAAGGAGCUGGAGGAUGAGAUCCUUCGGCUGCUGAACGAAGCCACGGGCUCCCUGCUAGAUGACCUGCAGCUGGUGAAUGCCCUUCAGACCUCCAAGAUUACUGCCACUGAGGUGACCGAGCAGCUGGAGAUCAGUGAAACCACAGAGAUCAACAUUGACUUGGCCAGAGAGGCUUAUCGCCCUUGUGCCCAGCGGGCAUCGGUCCUGUUCUUCGUGCUCAACGAUAUGGGCCACAUCGACCCCAUGUACCAAUUCUCUCUGGAUGCCUACAUCAGCCUCUUUAUCCUCAGCAUUGACAAGAGCCAUCGCAGCAACAAGCUGGAGGACCGUAUUGACUACCUGAAUGAAUACCACACCUACGCUGUCUACAGGUACACCUGCCGCACCCUUUUUGAGCGCCACAAGCUACUGUUCAGUUUUCAGAUGUGUGCCAAAAUUCUGGAGACUUCUGGCAAGCUCAACAUGGAUGAGUACAACUUCUUUCUACGUGGGGGUGUGGUCCUGGAUCGGGAAGGCCAAAUGGAUAACCCAUGUACUAGUUGGCUCGCAGAUGCCUACUGGGAUAACAUCACAGAGUUAGACAAACUGACCAACUUCCAUGGACUCAUGAACUCCUUCGAACAGUAUCCUCGUGACUGGCACCUGUGGUAUACCAACGCCACCCCGGAAAAGGCUAUGCUGCCAGGUGAGUGGGAGAAUGCCUGCAAUGAAAUGCAGCGGAUGCUGAUUGUUCGCUCCCUAAGGCAGGACCGCGUGGCAUUCUGUGUUACUUCUUUCAUCGUCUCCAACCUUGGUUCCCGCUUCAUUGAGCCGCCUGUACUAAACAUGAAGUUGGUGAUAGAGGAUUCAACCCCACGAACUCCACUGGUAUUCAUCCUGUCCCCUGGUGUGGACCCCACCAGUGCCCUGCUCCAGCUGGCAGAGAACACAGGCAUGGCCCAGCGUUUCCAUGCCCUGUCCUUGGGCCAGGGCCAGGCCCCCAUUGCUGCUCGGCUCCUUCGAGAGGGUGUGAUUCAGGGACAUUGGGUGUUCCUGGCUAACUGCCACCUGUCACUGUCUUGGAUGCCUAAUCUGGACAAACUGGUGGAGCAACUGCAGGUGGAGGAUCCUCACCCUUCCUUCCGCCUCUGGCUCAGCUCUAGCCCCCACCCCGACUUCCCAAUCUCAAUCUUGCAAGCCAGCAUCAAGAUGACCACAGAACCACCAAAGGGCCUAAAGGCCAACAUGACACGUCUUUACCAACUGAUGAUGGAACCACAGUUUUCUCGUUGCUCCAAACCUGCCAAGUAUAAGAAGCUGCUGUUUGCACUCUGCUUCUUCCACUCUGUGUUACUUGAACGCAAAAAGUUCCUGCAGCUUGGCUGGAACAUUGUCUAUGGCUUCAAUGACUCUGACUUUGAGGUAUCAGAAAACUUGCUGAGCCUCUAUCUGGAUGAGUAUGAAGAGACACCCUGGGAUGCGCUCAAGUACCUCAUUGCCGGCGUCAACUACGGUGGGCACGUCACAGAUGACUGGGAUCGGCGUCUGCUUACCACUUACAUCAAUGACUAUUUCUGUGACCAGUCUCUAUCAACCCCCUUUUACCGGUUGUCAGUAUUGGAGACUUAUUUCAUCCCCAAGGAUGGAAGCCUGGCCUCUUACAAGGAGUACAUCAGCAUGUUGCCUGGCAUGGAUCCCCCUGAGGCCUUUGGUCAACACCCCAAUGCGGAUGUGGCCUCCCAGAUCACUGAGGCACGAACUCUCUUUGUGACUCUGCUUUCCCUGCAACCCCAGAUUACACCCACCAGGGCUGGAGGCCAGAGCCGGGAAGAGAAGGUCCUUGAGUUGGCCACUGAUGUGAAACAGAAGAUCCCUGAAAUGAUCGACUAUGAGGGGACCCAAAAACUGCUGGCUCUGGACCCCUCCCCACUCAAUGUGGUCCUUCUGCAGGAGAUCCAGCGAUACAACAAGCUUAUGGAGACCAUUCUGUUCUCACUGACAGACCUGGAAAAAGGCAUCCAGGGCCUCAUCGUCAUGUCUACAAGCCUGGAAGAGAUUUUCAAUUGCAUCUUUCACGCCCAUGUCCCUCCACUCUGGGGAAAGGCAUAUCCCUCACAAAAGCCACUGGCUGCAUGGACCCGGGACUUAGCCAUGCGUGUGGAACAGUUUGAGCUGUGGGCUAGCCGUGCUCGGCCUCCUGUGAUCUUCUGGCUGUCUGGCUUCACCUUUCCCACUGGCUUCCUCACUGCUGUACUGCAGUCUUCAGCUCGCCAAAACAAUAUUUCAGUGGACGGCCUCUCUUGGGAGUUUAUCGUUUCUACUGUGGAUGACGGCAACCUAGUGUAUCCACCCAAGGAUGGUGUUUGGGUUCGAGGCCUGUACCUGGAGGGUGCUGGCUGGGACCAGAAGAACUCCUGCUUGGUGGAGGCAGAACCCAUGCAGCUCGUCUGCCUCAUGCCCACGAUCCACUUUCGGCCUACAGAGAGUCGAAAGAAGAGCGCCAAGGGCAUGUACUCCUGUCCCUGCUAUUACUAUCCCAACCGGGCGGGCAGCUCAGACAGAGCCUCCUUUGUCAUUGGCAUCGACCUCCGGUGUGGGACCAUGACAUCAGAUCAUUGGAUCAAGAGGGGCACUGCUCUACUCAUGAGCCUGGACAACUGAGAAGGCCUCCUCUUCUUCCUGGCUUGAGAGAGGGUCGGGGACUCUAGGAGCCAAAGCUGACAAUGCACCUCAGACGGAGGCUGGACCUCACUCAGGCCUUGACCUUGGCUGAAUUUGUUGUGUGACGAGGCCCUGGAGACACCUAGCGUGCUAGCCAUAAAGGUGGAAGAAUUGUAUUGGAACUCAGCGCAGUAAAACACCCGAGACCACAAGCCCUAAGUCUGUCAAUGGGAUCGUGAGGGUUUGGGGAGGGAGGAAGUCCAAGCCUUACAGAAGAUAGGAGCUUCCGUGAGAGGAUACUGAAUGGGGAAAAGAGCAUGGGA
Molecule: messenger RNA, 13124 nt
Organism: Hipposideros armiger (great roundleaf bat)
Lineage: Eukaryota; Metazoa; Chordata; Mammalia; Chiroptera; Hipposideridae
Gene: DNAH2
Product: dynein axonemal heavy chain 2
Exons: 83
Coding region: 1-12801 (4266 amino acids)
Biological process (GO): microtubule-based movement
Cellular component (GO): axonemal dynein complex
Molecular function (GO): dynein intermediate chain binding; ATP hydrolysis activity; minus-end-directed microtubule motor activity
Source: RefSeq, a predicted model, not a curated record